AUGUGCCAAAAUAUCGCCAGCCGUUCCGAUCUCAGCACCAAAAUGAACGACCCGUCCUUACAAUGCGAAGCGUUGGCUGAUAUGUUAAAUGGGUUUGACAUCAAUGGCAAUACAUCCACACCAGCGAUGCAGAUAUCGCAACAAAUGGACCGAAGAGUGGAAGAGUUGACGACCGAAGCGCUGAUCGAACGGAACAAGUCUUGGGAGGGAUUGCAGACCAAAGCCGACCAACAGAAGAGUCGGGGCUUCAUCUACGGCCUGUCCAUCGGUGCCAUCAUUUGUCCCUUUUGUCGCACUAAUUAUCUCCAAUCAAACGGACACCUCUUGGGCUGUAUGUCGUGCGGAUCGCGUGUCGAGACUCGCCUUUCCAUCGAUGAGAUCACCCGAAGAAUGAAAGAAGUGAUCCAAAAGCAUGCGAUGAGUGGUUGCAAAGACCAGUUCCCGCAGAUAAGUGUCUUGCAGUCCAAACUGACGGUCUAUUGUGAUACCUGUCCCCUGGUCUAUAUGGCCUUAUAAACACAUUACUUAACAUUUAAUAUUAAAACACUGAUUAUUAGUAUUAUUUAACAAUUUAAUUAACACACUGUUGAUUAGUAUUAUUUAUAGAUUUUGAUAACUUUAACAUUUAAAUUAUUAUUUUUUGAUUUAC
Messenger RNA from Oppiella nova, 649 nucleotides. The record is from the annotation of a GenBank genome assembly. NCBI's taxonomy places the organism in Eukaryota, Metazoa, Arthropoda, Arachnida, Sarcoptiformes, Oppiidae.